CUCGCUCAGCCCUUCUCAGCUUGAGGGAGAACGCAAGGAAGAGAUGGCUCAAUCCCUCGGCCUCCUCUCUUCACGGCCCACCGUGAUCAUGCCCUCGAAGCUCUCCUCCUCCAUUCCUUCCGUGACCUCGAUCCGCCCCUCCUUUCCAUGCCCUCGCCGCCUCCAUGCGCUCUUUGUGCGCGCGGCCGCCUCCGUUUCUCCGGAUCUUGGCGUCAUCCCCUUUGACGGCGCCGCGACGUCGUCCAUCGACGUAGACAAAGUCACCGAGUCGGAGCUCAAAGAAAACGGGUUCCGGAGCACCAGGCGGACGAAGCUGGUGUGCACCAUCGGCCCGGCAACCUGCUCCCCGGAGCAGAUCGAGGCGCUCGCCGUUGGCGGGAUGAAUGUCGCGCGGAUCAACAUGUGUCACGGCACCCACGAAUGGCACCACGAGGUCAUCCGUCAGGUCCGACGGCUCAAUGAAGAGAAGGGAUUUGCCGUGGCUGUGAUGAUGGACACUGAGGGCAGCGAGAUUCACAUGGGUGAUCUCGGUGGUGCCGCCUCUGCCAAGGCCGAGGAUGGUGAAAUUUGGACAUUCAGUGUGCGAGCUUUCAAUUCACCACGUCCAGAAAGGACAAUCAUUGUGAAUUAUGAUGGCUUUGCUGAAGAUGUUAGAGUUGGUGAUUUACUUCUUGUGGAUGGAGGAAUGGUGAGAUUUGAGGUGAUUGAGAAAAUAGGGCCAGAUGUAAAGUGCCGCUGCAUUGAUCCUGGACUGCUCUUACCACGUGCUAAUCUCACUUUCUGGAGGAACAGUAGGCUAGUCCGAGAACGGAAUGCCAUGCUUCCUACAAUAUCUUCCAAGGAUUGGCUUGAUAUUGACUUUGGAAUUUCUGAAGGCGUAGAUUUCAUAGCAGUUUCUUUUGUCAAGUCUGCCGAAGUUAUUAAUCAUCUCAAAAGCUAUAUAGCAGCAAGAUGCCGUGACAAAGAAAUUGCAGUCCUUGCAAAAAUUGAGAGUGCUGACUCCUUAAAAAACUUGGAAGCCAUUAUUCUUGCAUCAGACGGGGCAAUGGUAGCUAGAGGAGAUAUGGGUGCUCAAAUUCCACUGGAAGAAGUUCCUUCAUCUCAGCAAAGAAUAGUCAAGACGUGCAGGCAGCUAAACAAGCCUGUAAUUGUAGCCUCUCAGCUUCUUGAUUCCAUGAUUGAGUAUCCUACACCAACUAGAGCUGAAGUUGCUGAUGUCUCAGAGGCAGUUAGGCAGAGAGCAGAUGCUCUGAUGCUCUCAGGCGAGUCUGCUAUGGGCCAAUAUCCAGAUAAGGCAUUGACUGUGCUUAGAAGUGUCAGCCUGCGUAUUGAAAGAUGGUGGAGAGAGGAGAAGCGCCAUGAGGCUAUGGAACUUCCCAUUGUUGCAAAUUCUUUCUCUGACAAAAUCAUCGAGGAAAUUUGCAAUUCUGCUGCCAAAAUGGCUAACAACUUGGGAGUGGAUGCAGUCUUUGUUUUUACAACGACUGGUCAUAUGGCCUCUCUGCUAUCACGGUGCCGCCCUGAUUGUCCAAUCUUUGCAUUUACAUCCUCAACAUCUGUAAGGAGGCGAUUGAAUCUACAGUGGGGUUUAAUACCCUUCCGUCUUAGUUUCUCUGGUGACAUGGAGAGUAAUCUUAACCGUACUUUUGCUUUGCUCAAGGCCAGAGGAAUGAUCCAAUCUGGUGAUUUAGUGAUUGCUUUGUCAGAUCAGUUGCUAUCCAUUCAAGUGAUGAACGUCCCCUAGGAGGAUGUUUGUCUUUGCCUUGGUGUGUCUUAGUGCGUAUCCGAUUACGAAGUUUUGGUGCUGAUGGCAUUCUUGCUUGGCAGUUUGUUAUAUCCUUUAGACAUAAAUACGUUAACUUCAUAUUUUUGCUGGAUCACGCAUCACAUAUGAUGUUUUGAAUUUAAAUUAUGACAUUUGAUCUUAAUGAUUAAUUAAGAGCUCUUGGGCUUCUUUCCA
Molecule: messenger RNA, 1960 nt
Organism: Zingiber officinale
Lineage: Eukaryota; Viridiplantae; Streptophyta; Magnoliopsida; Zingiberales; Zingiberaceae
Product: pyruvate kinase isozyme A, chloroplastic-like
Exons: 6
Coding region: 44-1744 (566 amino acids)
Biological process (GO): glycolytic process
Cellular component (GO): cytoplasm; chloroplast stroma
Molecular function (GO): magnesium ion binding; pyruvate kinase activity; potassium ion binding
Source: RefSeq, a predicted model, not a curated record